Messenger RNA from Cricetulus griseus (Chinese hamster), 5446 nucleotides. The record is from RefSeq and is a predicted model, not a curated record. NCBI's taxonomy places the organism in Eukaryota, Metazoa, Chordata, Mammalia, Rodentia, Cricetidae.
UAAUCCCUCAAAGGAGCAUGACGGAAGGAACUAGGACAUUUCUUGAACACAACAUUGCUUCAGGACUAUCAGAGAGGAGGCCAUUCUUGCUCGGUCAAGUUUUAUUCCACAGGGCCUCCAUACAACUGCUUAGCCUCUUCUGCCAGGUCAGUGGAGCAGCUGACGGACACAGGGACCAGAGAAGUCUACUCACGAAGCUGUUUGACGUUGUGAGCCACAGCUUUCCUGAAAGAUUCAGCCCUGAUGGAGGCUGGAGAGCCUGACCAUGGAGCAUCUGCACCCAUUUCUGCCGUAGAAGAAGUUCAGGCGAUCCCUGAAGCUAUCAUGAGGAGCAGUCAGAUCCCUGCCUUGGAGCCCGAAGCUCAAGAAGGCCAAGACCCAUCCUACAAGUGGGCAGAUGGACACAGACCCUUGAUGAACCAUCCGAAAGAGUUAAGGGACAUGAGUGACCACACACCUGAUAGCAUGGGGUUUUUCUUAAAGGAAGUUUCUUCAGAUGUGGAGGCCAACCAGGAAAUCCUUGUGGCCGAGGCCUGUGACACUGUAGAUCAGCGGGAACCAGUAUCCCAGAACCUUAAAGACAGACUGUCGAGAACAAUAGCUGUCCCUGAGCUCCUGGCCUGUGCUGUUCAGGAAGAAUGGCUAGACAUUUCCAGCAACGUGAACAGCAGAGUGGAGAUAGAAUUGCAGCCAGAACUCAUGUCUUUGGCAUUGGCAAUUAGCAAAGCAAAAGAAGAAGAAAGGUCUCCAGGCCCCUCUCUCCCUAGAGGAUUUUGGCCUCCCUGCACAAAGCACCCUGGUGAGACUGAGGGCCAUGGGAGUGACCAGCUCAAGCAGGGGAAACAGCUGCAGCUGGAAGACACACAAGAAAAGCAAGGGCAAGGACUCCUCCAACCCCAGGAGGCCCAGGGACUGGAGGAGCAGGAAGGACAGGAAGUGGAAGUUGAGGAGGAAGGAACUCUGAGGGAAAACAUUUGCACUGAUGGGCUUCCUGGGGAGCAGGAAGAGGAGGAAGAGGGGGUUAAUGGCAGUGAGGAAGAACAGAAAGAGGAACAGGUCCAAAACCAUGUAAUGCUUGGAGGACAAAGGGAGAGCAGUGAGCUCAGUGGGGAGUUGGAGGGUCUGGAUUCCAGGGAGUGGGGUCAAGAGGACAGGCGCGGGAGGGAUCCAGAAGAGGAGGGACAGGACAGGGGAUGCAGGGCGGUGGAAGGCAGGCGGGGGGCUGCUCAGUCUGCAGAGAAUCAAAGGUUAGUGGAGAAAUCAGAGGGUGUGAGUGGAAAGCAGGAAAAUCAUGGUGGCACAGGAAAAGCAGUGCCAGCAGAGGACCAGGAGGAGGUCGUAGCCUCAGGUGAGGGUGGGCAGGCAGCAGAGGAAGGGAGAACAGAACAGGACAAGCAUUGUCCUCCGGUGGUUCUCGUAGCUCCUGAGGUUCUGUCGUCAGGUACAUUGUUUCCAGGCGUCUCUUGCCCUGUGGCUGAUAUUCCUGGGGUUCAGAGGGAGCCCGUUCCCCAGGAACUGAUCCCCCAAGUUCUGACUCCUGCACCAGAGCCAAUAGAGUGGUCUCUCCAACCCAUUUCUCCACCUGACUCUUUUGCUACUGAAGAACCCUUGGAUGAUAGGACUCACAACAGCCGGCAAGAAGCCGGGGUGAGGAAGGAGACAGUGUCCAUCCAGGGGACUGAUGUUGUCUCUGCUAAUAUAGCUAUGACUCCUCCAAGGACACCCAAUUCAGCUCCUUCCAGUCCUGCUGAAGUCUUACCAAUCACUGCCACCUUGUCACCUGUUAGCUCUCCAAUUGUCCUUCCUGGGAAGGACACCCUAGCAGCCUCUCUCUCAACUGACACACCGCCUCAUUGUGGGCCAUUUGAGACUCCUCCAGUACCUGCAAAAACUACCAAGGACCCAUGUGGUACCUUUGACAAGGGCAACCCUCACAACCCUCUCACCAGCUAUACUGGAGCCACCCAACAUCUAAGAAGUAACUCGUUCCCAGGCUUUCACAGGACAGAACAGACUCCAGACUCUGUGGGAAUGUCUUUUUCUUUCACUCAUUUGGAGUUACCGCAGAGGCCCCCCAAACCCGCCAUCUAUGGCUCUUUGAUCCCGAGGAGAAACAGAAGAAGUAGGGACGGCAUCGUCUUUUCAGAAUCCUCUGCUGCUUUCCUUGGUGUGAGACAGGACUCUGAAGAAUUCCCUUCAAAUCCAGACAGGCCGAGCGAUUCUUGCGCUGGUCAGCUGUGGGGCUCCCCACAGCACUCAGCCUUUGCUGUAGGUUCUCCGGUGAAUGUUUCUUCUCCACCCACUGUCUCCAUGGAUACGAGGACACCUGAAGCUUUGCCCCCUCCUCCCCCAGAAAAGAGACAUAGCUAUAGCUCCUCAGUAGAGAGAGAUGGCCAUCUUCAUGCAGGAGCCCCCACACUGAAGCGACAUAGUCAUCCUCCUCCAUUGGCCCUGAGUUCGGGGGUACAUGGAUCUCCUAGAGGCCCAUUUCCCCUAGUUCCUGAGUCUGUUGUGGCAAGACAGCACCGCCCUCUGCCAUCCACCCCAGAAAGUCCCCACCACACUCAGGCUUCCAUCUCAAGGCCGAGAUACAACAAACCAUUACCCCCAACUCCCUAUGAGCCUGAGCACAAUUCUCCCAUCUCCCCCUCUAGUAUACCAAGGAUAUACAGGCCUCUACCUCCAGUCCCUCCCUCUGAACCACCGCCAUUACCCCCGAAAUCCAAGGGGAGGAGCAGGAGUAUCCAGGGGGGAGUUAUACAUUCAGGGGAUCAAGCCAAACCAAGACCCACUGGCCAAGACUGGCCAGUCUCCACUCUCUGUGCUGGACGGACCUCCUGGCCCCCGGCCGCAGGAAGAUCAACAGAAUCUUUGGCUCCCACCAGUAGGUGUAACAGUGAAGUGUCCCCUGGCCUGGCUUUCAGCAACAUGACAAACCUUCUAAGUCCCUCUUCCCCUACCACUCCCUGGAUCCCGGAACUUCAGAGACCUGCCGGUAAAGAUGAGUCAGGGCUCACUGAGGAAUCUGAGCCCCCAGUGAGAGGAUCUUUCAGGAGAUCAGCCCCUCAGGAGGGUUGUAGUGACACAUGGAGGUCAGCUUUAGCACCAAGAAAGUCAGAAAAACUCAAUCACCACCAACUGGAGAAGACGUCCAGCUGGCCCCAUAGGCAGGACCCAGUGAGAACAGAGAGUGUCAGUGAACAGGCUGUUGGCCAGGCAUCUACCAAGCACAAGGGCUGGAACCGGCAAGGCCUGCGGAGACCUUCUCUCUUGCCCGAGAGCUCUUCAGAUUUAAGAAGUCCAGGCAUGGGAAGACCUCCUAGCUCUUCGGAUUCUGUUGUUUUCCGGGAGAAGAAACCAAAGGAAGGGAUGGGAGGCUUUUCAAGGCGUUGCUCCAAGCUCAUCAACUCCUCCCAGCUACUUUAUCAGGAGUACAGUGAUGUUGUUCUGAACAAAGAGAUCCAGAGCCAGCAGCGACUAGACAGCCUGGCUGAGGCACCUGGACUCUCUUCCCCCCGGCAUCGGCGAAAGGCAGUGGUGCCCUCAGACUCCUAUCUGCAGCGUCUGUCCAUGGCCUCCAGUGGCUCUCUCUGGCAGGAAAUCCCUGUGGUUCGCAACAGCACUGUGCUGCUCUCCAUGACCCAUGAAGAUCAAAAACUGCAAGAGGCCAAAUUUGAGCUGAUUGUGUCAGAGGCAUCUUACCUUCGCAGUCUAAACAUAGCUGUGGAUCAUUUCCAACAUUCAGCCCAACUCCGGGCCACCCUGUCCACCCAGGAUCACCAGUGGCUCUUCUCUCGUCUACAGGACGUGCGCGAUGUCAGCACCACGUUCCUUUCCGACCUAGAAGAAAACUUCGAGAACAACGUCUUCUCCUUCCAAGUCUGUGAUGUUGUUUUGAAUCAUGCCCCAGAAUUCCGCCGAGUCUACCUGCCUUAUGUCACCAACCAGACCUAUCAGGAGCGCACCUUCCAAAGCCUAAUGAACAGUAACAGCAGUUUCCGAGAGGUCUUGGAGAAGCUGGAGAGCGACCCCAUCUGCCAGCGCCUGUCUCUCAAGUCCUUCCUGAUACUGCCCUUCCAGCGUAUCACCCGUCUUAAGUUGCUGCUCCAGAACAUUCUGAAGAGAACGCAGCCUGGCUCCUCAGAAGAGGCAGAGGCCACAAAGGCACACCAUGCCCUGGAGAAGCUGAUCCGAGACUGUAACAACAAUGUGCAGAGGAUGCGGCGGACAGAGGAGCUCAUCUACCUGAGCCAGAAGAUUGAGUUUGAGUGCAAAAUUUUCCCGCUCAUUUCCCAAUCUCGAUGGCUGGUGAAGAGUGGGGAGCUGGUGGCCCUUGAGUUCAGUGCCUCCCCAGGGCUGAGGAGGAAACUGACCACUCGUCCAGUCCACCUGCAUCUCUUCAAUGACUGUCUGUUGCUGUCCCGACCCCGAGAGGGCAGCCGGUUCCUGGUGUUUGACCAUGCUCCAUUCUCCUCCAUUCGAGGGGAGAAGUGUGAAAUGAAGCUGCACGGGCCUCACAAGAACCUCUUCCGUCUUUUCCUGCUGCACAACACACAGGGCACCCAAGCUGAAUUCCUCUUCCGCACUGAGACUCAAAGUGAAAAGCUUCGGUGGAUCUCAGCCUUGGCCAUGCCCAGAGAGGAGCUGGACUUGCUUGAAUGCUAUGAUUCCCCACAAGUUCAGUGCCUCCGAGCCUACAAGCCCCGCGAGAAUGAUGAGUUGGCCCUAGAGAAGGCGGAUGUGGUGAUGGUGACUCAGCAAAGCAGUGAUGGCUGGCUGGAGGGUGUGAGACUCUCAGAUGGGGAGCAAGGCUGGUUCCCUAUCCAACAAGUAGAGUUCAUUUCAAAUCCAGAGGUCCGUGCACGGAACCUUAAGGAGGCCCAUCGUGUCAAGACUGCCAAACUGCAGCUGGUAGAACAGCAAGUCUAACUAUUCUCAGUGAAGGAUCUUCUGAGCUCACAAACAAGCAUUCCUGGAGAUGCCUGGCCACAGAAACCUGUUGUAGAGGCCUUUGGUGGACCAGGAGUUUGGCCUUCUGAAAGCCCAAGGACUAGCUCAGUCCCUCGCUCCAGUACUUCUUUGCAUUGUGUGCAUGGUAGGGAAUAUUAAGUGACUUCACACUGGAUUCUGGGAUCCUUUCUUCAUAGGAAAAGGGACCUUGGGGCCUAUGUCUAGGCUUGUACUGCCAGAUGGUUCUUAUACAUCAUCUGCUGCCCCAGUGCGGAUGCAAAGCUGGCUGUGGACAUGGUAUCAGAUGGACCUCAGCCCACUGGAGAGCGGGCUUUAAUGGGGAUUAGCACGUGAGGUGGGAGGUGAACCUGGUGACCUCCCUUGUGUCUUCCCAUCUGGACAUCUCCUUGGUGCAUGGGCCCCUGAGGUCUUUGUUUCCCGGUGGCAAUGUGAGGGUGGCAUUCUCUCACUCUAAUAAACUUGGCACUUCUCUGAG